Molecule: messenger RNA, 327 nt
Organism: Gracilinanus agilis (Agile Gracile Mouse Opossum)
Lineage: Eukaryota; Metazoa; Chordata; Mammalia; Didelphimorphia; Didelphidae
Product: lymphocyte-specific protein 1-like
Exons: 3
Coding region: 49-306 (85 amino acids)
Biological process (GO): signal transduction
Molecular function (GO): actin binding
Source: RefSeq, a predicted model, not a curated record
CAGACUGCUGGGAAGACCCCGAAGCUGACCCGGCAGCCCUCCAUCGAGAUGCCCAGCAUGACGGUGGCCAACUCCAAAAGCCUGUGGGAGACGGGCGAGCUGUUGGCCCAGACCUCCCCCAGGACCCCUCCGUGCAAGGACAUCGUGGCUGGAGACAUGAGCAAGAGGAGCUUCUGGGAGCACAGAGGAGGCGGCAAGACUUCUUCCACCGUCAAGAGCACCCCCUCUGGGAAGCGGUAUAAGUUUGUGGCCACCGGGCACGGCAAGUACGAGAAGGUGCUGCUAGACGAGGGGGCGGCCCCCUAGGCCUCGGGCAGCCAGCUGCUC